This is a messenger RNA of Lagopus muta (rock ptarmigan), 585 nucleotides long. RefSeq names its product bone marrow proteoglycan-like. The record is from RefSeq and is a predicted model, not a curated record. NCBI's taxonomy places the organism in Eukaryota, Metazoa, Chordata, Aves, Galliformes, Phasianidae. The transcript is spliced from 4 exons.
AUGUAGCCUGGCCUGCUCCUUGUCCUGACCCUGCUGGGCAUGGUUUCUGCCCUCUGCCCCAUCUCAGGGCACUGGGGUUGGUGGGGGGCCAGAGGGGACACUCCAGCCUGUCCCUACCCUCAGCCUCCUGGCACACUGUGGAGGUACCUGCAGGCAGAGAAGUGGUGCUUCAUGGUGGUGAAGGCAUUGCGCACCUACAAGCGUGCCCAGCUGAGAGGGAUGGGGAGGUCAGCAGGAUGCCAGGCUCCCAUGGGCGCUGCCAGCGUCAUCUGUGCCCUUCAGACCUACUGCCAGGACAUAUACAAGGGACAGCUGGCCUUGGUGCGCAUCACAGCCACUAACGAACUGCUGAGGAAGCUGGCAGCCACGUACACCUACUGCAACCUCUGGAUCAGGGCUGUCACCAGUUGCAAGGGUGGGUCAUGGAAGACAUCCUGGGAGGACCUGAGCUCCUGGAACUAUGCAAACUGGGCCAGCAGGCAGCCCUGCCGAUGGUACAGAACCUGCACCGUGUUCAACCCCAAAGAUGGGCUCUGGAGAAGUAGAGCAUGCUUCCUGCUGCGCUUGUUCCUCUGUCAGCACUGA